AUGGAGAAAGGGGAGGCUCGGAAAGUUCACGGGGACCAUGACGGUGAACGGGGGAAAGUUACGGUGACGACAAAAGAACACCGUUUGGAGCGAGUCCGUCGAUUCCAACGGCCAGACGACUACAGACCAGCGGAGUAUCUACGUGUGUUGCAGUUACGCGAGAGACAUCCAGCGACACAAGGGUUGUGGGAUCAGCUGACAGAGGCUGAGAUUGAUUGCAUUGUAGUGACUGGGCUGGUGGCUGGCUGGCCGGGUGAAGGUUUCUCGGUGGCUGGGCGGUGUCUCCCUGGUAGCGUGGCAGCGGUGGCCGGAGGGAGGCCAGGUGGCGGUCGGGGAGCUGGGGGCCGCAGGGAGGCGAAGGGCGGGGGCUGUGGCAGCCAGGGAGCGGGGGGCCGUAGGCGGCGGCCGUGGGGCCAGGAGGCAGAAGCUGGGGAGAGAGGGGCUGCAGGCGGUGGCUAUGGGGCCAGCGGGGGCCGGGAGGUGGUAGCCGGGGAGCGGGGGGCCGUAGGCGGUGGCGACGAUAGCAAGGUUGCUGGAGGUGGGCAGCGCGGGGUCGCCAGAGAACGCAGGGCCAUUGGGGGCCGAAGGGGCUGUCGACAAGGGCCCCAGAGGCCAGACUGA
This is a messenger RNA of Cryptomeria japonica (Japanese cedar), 621 nucleotides long. RefSeq names its product glycine-rich cell wall structural protein 1.8-like. Lineage: Eukaryota; Viridiplantae; Streptophyta; Pinopsida; Cupressales; Cupressaceae. The record is from RefSeq and is a predicted model, not a curated record. The coding region runs from base 1 to 621 and encodes 206 amino acids. The transcript has 4 exons.